Messenger RNA from Xenopus laevis (African clawed frog), 1998 nucleotides. It is a transcript of the gene nkx2-2.S, whose product is annotated as NK2 homeobox 2 S homeolog. Gene Ontology annotation, molecular function: DNA binding; RNA polymerase II cis-regulatory region sequence-specific DNA binding; DNA-binding transcription factor activity, RNA polymerase II-specific. Lineage: Eukaryota; Metazoa; Chordata; Amphibia; Anura; Pipidae. The record is from RefSeq and is a predicted model, not a curated record. Gene Ontology annotation, biological process: regulation of DNA-templated transcription; regulation of transcription by RNA polymerase II; cell differentiation. Gene Ontology annotation, cellular component: nucleus. Bases 567 to 1382 code for a protein of 271 amino acids. The transcript has 2 exons.
GUGGUUUUGAAGUGUGGAGAAUAUCAAGCUACUUGGAGAUUCUUUGUAUGUAAAUACUAUGUAAAAAGGCCCUCCCCGUCUUUAUAAUUAAUUGACACGUUAUACCACUCAUCAUGGAUUGAAGCACCAAUGGUAAAGGCUCGAAUCUCCCCCAAAACCCACAAUUUCACAUCUGCAAACACAGUCUUCAUCCACUUGACUCCCAGGACCCGCCCACACGUGGCCAAGCUUAGCCAUUUCUAAUGUGAUUUCUGUCUCUCCCUGUGCUCCCUGCAGGUUCAUGUGCGCACAGCAACCUUAUAUGGACUCAGCUCUACAGCAAUGGCUUAUUUUUUUCUGGGAGCAGGAGAGAGAAUUGGGUGCUUUAGCCAGACCCUCAGCUAAACCUGACUUUGGCAUUUUUCCCUGGAGUUACAAACUAUAGGAAUAGCGCUUGGUGCUCCCUCAACUGCGCUUGAUCCACAGAACCUCGCAGACUUGUUGGGAGUCUUUUUCUCUCUCUGGUUUUUUUUUUCUUCCUCCCCAUUGGAAAGAGAAUUGGCACACUGGUGUCUCCACUGCAGAAUAUGUCUUUAACCAACACAAAGACUGGCUUCUCUGUAAAGGACAUUCUAGAUCUGCCUGAUACCAAUGAUGAGGAUGGAUCCACUGCAGAAGGAGCAGAUGAAGACACAGACGGUUCUGAAACCAUUAAAAAGCCAAGAGGAUUGAGGCAAAGCCCCCUGGAAACAGUACAGAGCAUGCCCUUAAAAAGCCCUUUCUAUGACAGCAGUGAUAACCCUUAUACACGAUGGCUGGCUACUACUGAGAGCAUCCAAUACUCCUUGCACGGUUUUGCGUCCGGAAAUUCGCAGCAGGAUUCUUCUCCUAAGUCUCCAGAACCGUCGGCUGAUGAGUCUCCAGACAACGACAAGGAACUCUCCAGCAACCCAGACUCAGGCAAGAAGAGGAAGAGACGGGUUCUGUUCUCUAAGGCACAGACUUAUGAGCUGGAGAGGAGAUUUAGGCAGCAGCGGUACCUGUCCGCCCCAGAGAGGGAGCACCUGGCCAGUCUUAUCCGCCUCACCCCCACCCAGGUGAAGAUCUGGUUCCAGAACCACAGGUACAAGAUGAAGAGGGCCCGGUCAGAAAAAGGUAUGGAAGUGACUCCUCUUCCCUCCCCUAGGCGGGUGGCAGUGCCAGUCCUAGUAAGGGAUGGUAAACCCUGCCACACUCUGAAAGCUCAGGACUUAACUGCCACAUUCCCAACUGGCAUACCUUUCUCUGCCUAUAGCGCCCAGUCUUUACAUCACAUGCAAUAUAAUGCCCAGUUCUCUUCUACCACUAGCGCCCACUACCCUACAGCACAUCACUUGGUGCAAGCCCAGCAGUGGACUUGGUGAACUUUACUUAUGGACUGGUCUGCGCCAAAAACAAACGAUGGGGGCGGUGUAAAAACUGUUGGAUAAUAAAAGUAAAAGAGGCAUCCUUAUUAUUAUAAUAUUAUUAUUAUUUUUUAAAUGAAAGGUCAAUUCAUCCUCAAACACCCACUUUCUGGUUUGUUGUCCUCCAUGUUUACAAAUUUGCUCCACAACAGCGAAUCUACCGACCUGCUGCGAUUUAAUUGGAUGGGGAGGGGGGACCUACUGCUUCUGUGAUUUUCUUUAAAGAAAUAUGUAUGUGUGUUGUUCGUAUAUAAAGCAAGUGAAACCACCUUUUUAUAUUUUUCUUUCUUUCAAUAACAACCACCAUAUAAAAACUUAUUUAUGGCCAACGUGUAAAAAAAAAAAAAUUCUGAAUUUAUUUUUGAAGUUUUUAUCAAUUAUUGGCAUCAGUAACCUUCAGGGCAUUUUUUUAAUGAAAAUAUUCCAAACCAUAAAGAAGAAAAUGACAUGUCAGUCACCUGCCUAUAGAUAUAUCCAGCUGUAUAUGUAUCAUUAAAGAAAAACAAAAUUGCAUCCCAUGGGAGAUUUUGGACUUUUAUAAGAAUUUUAAUAAAACAAUGUAUAUAAAAAAAAA